AUGCAUAAAUUCACGCUUAUUUUAUCCUACAUCACUUGUAUUUUGGCCAGGGAGAUCGUCUUCCCUCCUGUGGCGGCUAUCCGAGGUCCAUCCGAUCAAUUGCCCUUGGCAGGACAUGAUCCUGUGGAUAUCUCCACCGGAAGUCAAUUUUCUGGGUUGACUACGUUCGCGCACAUUCCGUAUGUUAAUUGCUUCGUCGAUGAGCAGGCCGAGUCGCAGGCAUAUGAUAUAGCUAUCCUUGGGGCUCCAUUCGACACGUCUGUAACUGGCCGUCCAGGAGCCCGGUACGGACCAGGAGGAAUCCGUCUCGGAUCACGACGUCUAGGGGGUUGGAAUGUCUACACCGGGGAGAAUGUCUUUGCUAGCUGGGCCAAGCUGGUUGAUUGCGGGGAUGUCCCGUUGACUUGGUUGGAUAACACGGUUGCAUUGAAGCAGCUAGAUCUGGCGCAUAAGGUGGUGUCUUCUCGGCCUAUAAAUGCCCCUCUGGGAGGAGUUCCUCGUAUACUCACUCUGGGGGGUGAUCACACCACAACGCUGUCUGCACUGAGAUCGACGUACGAGAAAUGGGGCCCCGUUUCGGUCAUUCAUUUCGAUAGUCAUAUCGACACGUGGGACCCAGAGGUGCUAGGCGGCGGAAUAUCGCAUUAUGCUGGCGUCAACCACGGCACGUUCCUCCAUCUUGCUCAUGAAGAGGGCCUAAUUCAAAAUACUUCCAUCCACGUUGGCAUCCGAGCCCCCGUAUCGCGUCCCAAAGGCGACUAUCGGAACGACAAGCGCUGUGGGUUUGAGAUCAUCACAGCGCGGGACCUCGAUCGCUUUGGAGUCGACGGUAUUGUCAAUCAGAUCAAAUCUCGAGUCGGUUCUAGCAGAGUCUAUAUUUCUAUCGAUAUUGACGUGCUGGAUCCUGCUUAUGCACCUGCAACCGGCACCGCAGAGCCCGGUGGCUUCACAACCCGCGAACUACUGUCAAUCCUCGACGCUCUGCGCGGACUCCCUGUCGUUGGUGCCGACGUUGUCGAGGUUGCGCCCAUUUAUGAUACUGCAGCUGAGACGACGACGUUGGCGGCGGCGGAGGUGGCGCAUUCACUACUUGGAUUGAUGGUUGCUACACCUAUAUGA
This is a messenger RNA of Aspergillus tanneri, 1119 nucleotides long. Its product is annotated as agmatinase. The record is from RefSeq and is a predicted model, not a curated record. The transcript has 8 exons. Lineage: Eukaryota; Fungi; Ascomycota; Eurotiomycetes; Eurotiales; Aspergillaceae. Gene Ontology annotation, molecular function: metal ion binding; agmatinase activity. The coding region runs from base 1 to 1119 and encodes 372 amino acids.